ACUCUGGGAAGAAGGACCAGCCUGGCUGAGACUGAUCUGGGUGCUGGACUUUUCCUGGCUGUGUUACAGGCUAAUUCGGAGGAGUUCAUUCCAGUCUUCGCCAACAACUCCCGGGAACUGAAGGCUUUCCUGGAGCACAUGACUGAGGUGCAGGCUGACUCUCCGCAGGGCGUCUAUGACACCUUGCUGGAACUUCGGCUCCAGAACUGGGCACACGAACGAGAUGAGCAGGUGAAGGAGAAGCUGCACAAUGAAGCCCUCAGCCUCCUGAAGAGCGGGAGGUUCAGAACGGUCUUUGACAAGGCCUUGGUGUUAUGUCAGAUGCACAGUUUCAAGGACGGUGUCCUCUACCUCUACGAACAGGGCAAACUUUUCCAGCAGAUCAUGCACUACCACAUGCAGAACGGGCAGUACAAGAAGGUGAUCGAGGUGUGCGAGCUGUACGGGGACCUUUGGAAACAGGCACUUGGCUAUUUUGCGCGGAAGGAGGAUGACUGCAAAGAGUAUAUCGCCGCCGUGCUGAAGCACAUCGAGAACAAGAACCUUAUGCCUCCACUGCUUGUUGUGCAGACGCUGGCUCACAACUCCACGGCCACGCUGUCGGUGAUUAAGGAUUACCUCGUGAACAAGCUGCAGAAGCAGGGCCGCCAGAUCGAGCAGACGGAGGAGAGAAUUCAGAAAUACCGAGAAGAAAACACAAGGCUCCGCCGGGAGAUCGAAGAGCUGAAAUCAAGCCCCAAGAUCUUUCAGAAGACCAAGUGCAGCAUUUGCACCAGCGCGCUGGAGCUGCCGUCAGUGCACUUCCUCUGCGGUCACUCCUUCCACCAGCAUUGCUUUGAAAGCUACUCCGAAAGCGACGCGGAAUGUCCUACCUGCAUGCCGGAAAAUCGCAAAGUGAUGGACAUGAUCCGAGCCCAGGAGCAGAAGAGGGAUCUGCACGACCAGUUUCAGCAUCAG
Molecule: messenger RNA, 957 nt
Organism: Eurypyga helias (sunbittern)
Lineage: Eukaryota; Metazoa; Chordata; Aves; Eurypygiformes; Eurypygidae
Gene: VPS11
Product: vacuolar protein sorting 11 homolog (S. cerevisiae)
Exons: 5
Biological process (GO): vacuole organization; intracellular protein transport; organelle fusion
Cellular component (GO): HOPS complex; endosome
Molecular function (GO): protein-macromolecule adaptor activity
Source: RefSeq, a predicted model, not a curated record